AUGAAGCCGUUGGGGCUUUGGGCCGCCUCUUUGCACCGGGCCGUGCCGUCGUACACGGGCGGGUGGCGGCUGUGCACGACACUGGUGCCCUCGGGCGUGCCCGCCGGCCCGCCGCCACCGCCGCGCCGCGUGCCGCCGCCGGGCCGGGCCAUUUGUUUGUGUUGGAGGCUAAGAGGGUUACAUGCGAUGGCCCUUGAAGCAAAACAGGCUGCUCUGUGUUUCAAGAAAGUUUUGAGGUUGUCCGUUCGAAAAAGCUAUAGAUUUGUUUCCGAACACCCUAUCCUUUUCGGUUUGGGUGUUUUGCUCUAUCUAUUGUACAGAUCUUCACCAAGGCUCUUUGUGUUCCUGCUUUCUUCUUCACCUGUAAUUAUAUGCACUGCUCUUCUUCUUGGAAUCCUACUGAGUUAUGGAGAAAUUAAUCUUCCUGAGGCUAGUGAAGAUCACAAGGGCACUCCAGAAGUUUCAACUUCCAAGGUUGGAAAUUCGUCCAGUGAUACCCACUUUGAAGAAAAUCAGAGACCUUCAGUGCUUGAAUUUAGGGAGAAUGCAUCAAACUUCAAAGAGAGGGAAAAUAAACAGACAGUUUCAUUCAGAGAGAGGGCUAGCGAGCAUGUUGAUCUUGAUGAUUAUGUCCCUCUUCUGAAGAGAGCUGAUGAAGAAGAUGAGAGAGGUGAUCGGUGUAACAUACCUAGAACACCUACACCGUUUCCUUCUAUGGUCAAUCUUUGCCAAGAGUCUGGGAUCGGGGAGGACAUCACCUUCACCAAGAAAAGACAAUUGGAAGGUCCUUUUUUCAUUCAGGAUAUGGCUGACUGUCAGACUAGCCUAUUUGAUGAGGCCUGUCUGAGUGGUCUGAAUGACAAAGAUGCACCCUUUGGUUUGUUUUCUUCUAGUGAUAAUGUUAAUAAGCAUGCUGAGAUGGAGGAAAAUCUAGUAUUUGCAGAUUCAGGAGCUAGUAAAGAGAGAGCUAUUUCUGAAGAGAAGCAAACUGAAGAGCUUGCUGGAACUAGCGAACAAGCUGCUUCUGUCCUUAUUCACCAAUUGGAAAAGAACGGCGAGCUUAAUGUUGAUACUAGCAAUGUUGUUGAGGACAACUUGCUUGAUUCCUCUCAUGGCUCACCAUGGGCAAGAGUUAGCAGUCAGGAUGGUUCAUCUGGUUUUGACUCUGAUCAGGCUGAGAGUUCUUCUCCUGAUGCUUCCAUGACUGACAUUGGUCCAGUUCUUGAUGAGAUUGACCCACUUUUGGGUGCUGAUUCCAAUCGCCCCAGUCCUAUUCCUAAGGAUGAUUCAGACACAGAUUCUCAUGUCUCAGAGGAUCAUCAAAUUGACGAUGAUAGUAAUGACGAGGGUGAUGACAUUGAUGCUAAAGAUAAUGUGGAGGGGAAGAAGAAAAAUGAUGGGAAGGAAGCUGCAUUUCUUUGGACAGCAGAUGAUGAAAAGAAUCUCAUGGAUCUUGGGUAUUCUGAGAUGGAAAGAAACCGCAGAUUGGAAAUUUUGAUGGCUAGACGAAGAUCCAGGAAGAACAUAAAGUCCGAAAUUGAUAACAACCUGACAGACGUUGAUAGUAAUGGUGCUGGUAGGAGUUUAGAUGAUUUGUCACGCUUCCGUGCACAUGUACCUCUCAUUGCAGUGCCAAGGAGGAACCCUUUUGACCUUCCAUAUGAUUCUGAAGAAGCAGCAAUUCCUGGCUCAGCUCCUUCAAUUCUGCAUGCACGGAAGAACUCAUUUGAUCUUCCCCUUGAACAGUCCAAUGACAGCGUUGUCGUCCCUGCCCCAGAUAGUUUAAACUCUGGAGAACCUGUGAUGUCUCCUCGUUGUGACACGAUCUUCAGAAGGCAUGAAAGCUUUAACUUUGGAAGGAUAGAUGCGAUCCAGGAGAAGCGUUUUUCUAGACUCAAGCCAUAUUUUGUCGCUGAAACUGUGGAAUGGAAUGCAAGCAAUUUCCAAAGACAGUUCAGUGAUAAGAGUGAGUCUAAAAUGAGCUCUGUUACUGAAUCUGAUAUCGCUUCUUCAGUUGCUGAUCAAGAGGAUCACAAGGACCAUGAUGAAAAGGACCUUGCAGAUGUUGGAAGUGAAUGCUCAGAUGGUAUCAACUCCAUAGAUGUUGAACAAGACAACAGUGACAUUGAUGACCGUGAGAUUGCUCUACAGCACUUUGUCUUUGAAAGAUCGCAAGAAAGGGAAGCACAUCUUGCUUCAACUAAAGGAAAAGGUCAUGAAGAAGAUUAUACGCCCAAGUCAGCUGGGAGUUCCACGAUGCCAUUUCAUGCAGUUCCUGACUUGCUUAGCUGGGAAGAUGGAGAUGGUAGCAACAGCCUUGGUGCUAAACCUUCUUUCCAACUUAACACAGAAGUUAAAUGCUCAGAAUGGGUUUCGUCCUCCAGGCCACCUGUGGAGGGUGAAUCUCAUUCUGGGGACCUUCCAGAGUACCUUGACACUGAAGUUGCAUCAAGCUCAAACACAGUUGUACUUGGUGCAAGCAAUACAGCUGAGAAAGGUGGAAAUGUUGAUCUCAUGUCCUAUUCAAACAAUGAAAUGCCAUUAGAUAACCUGAUUCAUGGGUCCAUGGAGCACUUUGAUGUUGGAUCUGAUGGAACUCUGAGCUCUGAAGUUGUUUCCUCGUAUCCUCAAGCUAAUGAUGUCAUCCAAUCUCCAUCAAGUGAACAUGAAGAAAUCUUGAAUCCCUUUGUUUUGAUGGCUGCUGAACCUAAGAAGGUGGAUAUAAGUGACAUGUAUGGCGAAGCAACUGCAGGAUAUAUACUUGAUUCUGAUGACGAGGCUGAUAAAAUCUAUCCUGAGCCUAUGGAGGGCAGUGGAAUUGAUGAAAGUUUCCUGUCGGAAUUAGAUGCAGUGGGAGACUUUGGAGUUGAACCGAUGAGACUGGACCAGCAGGUGACAGAUCAGGCUUCCCAUGAUGAUAUCCAUACCAAUAGUGUUGCUGCAGAUUCCGUUAUUAGCCCUCAGACAUCUGACAACGUCUCCUUGACCAUGUCAGAAGUUGGUGCUGAAGACUCCAGGGAGCAGUCCUCAUUGGUUGAUGACCUAAAUGGCCCUGAAUUUGGCUGGUCAUUUGGAGCAUCUCAUGAUGACCCUGAGCAGACUGUCUACAAUCCUCGGAGACGGAUUCUCGAAGCAAGCCCCUUUGAAGCAAUGAACAUGGAGUUGAAGCCACCACACGAUGAGUCAGAAGUGCCUGCUGAUGAUACACCAUCACCAGCAACCUUAGCAGCUGGAUCAAGUGAGCCAGAGGUCACUAUAAAUGGGUUAGUGACAUCUACAACCGAUCCUGAGAUUACUGUUCUAGAUGCAAAGUCUCUGGAGGAUAUUGAGACUGCCUUUAAGCUAGUUAGUGAUGGUGUGGUUUCUGAGGCCACCAUGGAUACUGAAGCUUUGCAGAUCUCAGGUGCUGAUGCUGCAGAUCCCAAAGGGGCUGCUGGAGAGCUGCAUGUCAUUGAUGCAAAAUCUGUGGACGACAUGCAUGCUGCUUUCCAGAAGCACUUUGAUGCUAUUGUGAAUAGUUGCUUCGAAGAAAAUGAAGACAAGUAUGGGCAUGUAGAGACUGCAGAAUCCACGAAGGCUGAUGAACUUACUGAAGCAAUACAUAACGAAAGUCAGCACAACCUAGGAGAUGCUAGGGAGGCUUUACCAGUGGAGGGUACAAGCAAUAUGAGCACUAGUGAAGCAGAGAGUCACGAUGACAUUGAUGCAGCAUCCAAUAAGGUCUUCCAUAGUUGUGCCAAGAGUACUGCACAGGCAGUGGAGUUAGAGGUUUCUCAUGAAAGAGAAGAGGAAAGUGAACAUCAAUAA
This is a messenger RNA of Miscanthus lutarioriparius, 3807 nucleotides long. The record is from the annotation of a GenBank genome assembly. Lineage: Eukaryota; Viridiplantae; Streptophyta; Magnoliopsida; Poales; Poaceae.